GUUUGCUUUUGUUGUUGUUUUCCAUUGUACACUUUUUUUUUCCAGCAUGUCCAAAGCAAAAGGAGCGGCCGGCGGAGCACACAUUGUCGUCGCCACGCUCAAGCUGCUCAUUCCCGCUGGCAAGGCUGCGCCUGCGCCUCCAUUGGGCCCCGCGCUGGGUCAGAAGGGUGUCGCGAUCGGCCAGUUCGUCAAGGACUUCAACGACCAGACAAAGCAGUUUGUGCCAGGGACGGAGCUGCCCGUGCGACUUGCCGUCAAGGGCGAUCGCUCUUAUUCAUACACAGUGGGCCAGCCAACCACGGCGUACUUUGUGCUGCGCGCAGCGGGCCUGGCCAAGGGCGCAAAGGCGGCCGGCAAGGAAGUCAUGGGCACCAUCUCGCUGCGGCACGUGUAUGAGAUCGCCCAGAUCAAGCUCAAGGACCCGUCCGUCAAACAUCUGAACAUGCAGACCAUGGCACAGUGCGUUAUUGGCACCGCCCGCGCGCUCGGCGUAAGGGUCAUUGACGAUCGGCCAAAGAACGUCAAGGCGGCUGCUGCGGCUGCUGCGGCUGCUGCUGCUCCUGCUACCUCCGCUCCUGCUGGCGCAGCACCCGCAGUAGCAACGGCAUAGACACGUUUCUUUCGUGUGUAUGUGAAUCUCUUGCGAGUUUACCUGUCAACCGUAUGGUUCUGGGAAAGGUUUUUUUGCUGUUUGAAUAAUUUGACGCCAUCUCUCUUUGGUUGCUGGAUUCAGCGUUCG
This is a messenger RNA of Capsaspora owczarzaki ATCC 30864, 739 nucleotides long. Its product is annotated as 39S ribosomal protein L11. The coding region runs from base 47 to 610 and encodes 187 amino acids. Lineage: Eukaryota; Filasterea; Ministeriida; Capsasporidae. The record is from RefSeq and is a predicted model, not a curated record. Gene Ontology annotation, biological process: translation. The transcript has a single exon. Gene Ontology annotation, cellular component: mitochondrial large ribosomal subunit; ribosome. Gene Ontology annotation, molecular function: large ribosomal subunit rRNA binding; structural constituent of ribosome.